Racocetra persica is the source of this 291-nucleotide messenger RNA. The record is from the annotation of a GenBank genome assembly. NCBI's taxonomy places the organism in Eukaryota, Fungi, Glomeromycota, Glomeromycetes, Diversisporales, Gigasporaceae.
UUUAUCUUGAUGAAGAAAACAAAAUUCUACUUUUGAUUGGAGGCAAUACGAUUCAAGUUUGGUACGAUCGAAAUAAAAAAAAAAGAACUCUUGAAUUCAUUAUGGUGAUCAGGGAUAUGAAUAGUGAUGCUAUGGAUGAUAAUGAGAUUAAAAAAAUAGAAUAUGAGAUUAAAGAAAUAGAAUAUACAAUUAAAAGGUUCAAAAUUUCAAUUCAACAUAAAGAUUCCAACUCACCUUUUCCAAAUGAAAUGGAGGAUGAAAAUGAUGUAAUCAAGGUCGUAAAAGAAGCCU